This is a messenger RNA of Penicillium macrosclerotiorum, 1884 nucleotides long. Its product is annotated as putative dynactin Arp1 p62 subunit RO2. The transcript is spliced from 2 exons. Lineage: Eukaryota; Fungi; Ascomycota; Eurotiomycetes; Eurotiales; Aspergillaceae. The coding region runs from base 1 to 1884 and encodes 627 amino acids. The record is from RefSeq and is a predicted model, not a curated record. Gene Ontology annotation, cellular component: dynactin complex.
AUGUCUCGGCCAUUUCCUUACACUUAUAUUUCAUGUCCCUGUGCCGAUACACCGGUCCCUGACCCGGCCAGGAAGCGAAGGUCUAGGGAGUCACCACAAAAGUCGACACCCGAGCAGGAAACCAAAGCCGAUAAGGCCCAAAGCGACUCAAACCCUCGGGCUGAACAAGAUGAAAAUGAACAGGAUGAGCAAACAUUUGAUCCCAGAUCACCGCGGUCCAAUUUCUCUCUGUAUCCACCUGAGCAACUACUCUACUGUGAGGACUGCCACCAGAUCAAAUGCCCCCGAUGCAUCACUGAGGAAAUUGUGAGCUGGUUUUGUCCCAAUUGCCUCUUCGAGACACCUAGCAGUGUGGUACGAAGUGAUGGGAACCGCUGCGGUCGAAAUUGCUUCAAUUGUCCUAUUUGCACAGCUCCGCUGGCCGUUAGUACUAUUGAGAAUGUUACAGGAAACGGUAAUCAACAAGGACCUUGGGUCUUGUCAUGUGGUUACUGUUUAUGGACAACACUCGAUAUUGGCAUCAAGUUUGACAAGCCAACCAAUAUCCGCAGCCAGCUGCAGAAGAUGACUGAUUCGACGACCGUACCUACUUUUGAUGCGCGAUCACGUCAGGGCUCCCGCGCAUUUGGCGAUUUGAAGUCUCCAUUGUCCAAUUUGGCGUCUAUUGAUGAGCCGCCCAUUAUUAAGGACGAUGAUGCCAGUCAAUCUGUCUCCAAGGAAGAAGACUCGACAUCCUCGCCUCAUCUUGGUGCCGAAGCUCGAUUUGCGGCCUUGAAAUCAUUUUAUCGUACCCAACUGUCGGAGACUUCAACAUCGCCCAGUGAUCCGCUAGGGUCCGAUUUUGGAUUCUCUUCCCCUGGGGCUCUGAACCGACUCAUGUCCCUCUACGCCUCUUCCUCACGUCUGAGCGGACUGUACGGUGGUAAUAAAAAGUCCAAGUCAAAGCCACCUGUCAUGCGUGAAGCUCUUACCGCCAGUGAAGGGUUGCGCAUUGCUCCCGAGGGCAAAGACAGCGCCAUCAUCGAGCGACUCGCCUCAUCAGACUGCGGCUGGGACGGCGUUGCAUCCAUCGCCCAACGCUCUGAGCAGUUACCGGAUGUUCGGUUUGUCGAUGAGGUGCUACCGUUACCUGUUCUUCUGCGUACUAAGCGCGCAAAGCGAUGCAAAUCCUGCAAGCACAUUCUCGUGAAGCCUGAGACCAAACCCCAGUCGACUCGCUUCCGCAUCCGCCUGAUUGCUCUCAGUUACAUCCCCCUUCCAACCUUGCGCCCUCUCGCUUCCUCAUCGUCCAUGGUGUCAAACCCAACACCUUCCCCGGACCUAGAUGCAUUGACACCUCUCCGACCAAUUCACGUCCUGCUCACCUUGAAAAAUCACAUGUUUGACCCCGUCCGCAUCACGCUUGCGACGCCUUCUGUGACGCCAGGAAGAGUGGCGAGCAAGGUUACUGUUCUCAGCCCGCAAUUUGAGAUCGGGGCUAACAGCGAUGUUUGGGACGAGGCCUUGCAGGGCGCCACUGCUCCUAUUGGGGAUUUGCGGGCUCCUGGUUUGCGUGGCGAGAAGGUCCCUGAGGCGGGUAAGGUCUGGGACAAAGGCCGCAACUGGACAACAGUCGUCUUAGAAGUAGUCCCGGGAACGCUACCUGGCUCUGAGGCUGAAAGUGGUCCGGCGACAGGCGAUGGGGAUGGGGAUGAUGUCGCUGUAGCAGUGCAAAAAGAUGAAGACGUAUUGGAGAUUCCGGUGUUUGUGCAUAUGGAAUGGGAUGCUGAGGCCCAACUCGAGCAGCAAAAUGUGGGGAAGGCAUCUAAGCCUGACGAGCUGGUUGCUCGAGAACUUGCAUAUUGGAUGGUCCUGGGAGUUGGAAGAAUCCAGCAGACGCUCUAG